CUGAAGGACCCAUACAGCCACUCCCAUAGGAUCAUGGAGGCAGGAAGCAACGGAGCCGGCUUCGGGUUGAGGAUGUGGCUCCCACGGAUCCUGCUGCUCUCGCUGCUCUCUACAGUUUCUGCGGGUGCAGACUCAAAGGCUGUCACCACCACUCUCACAACCAAAUGGGCAGAUACUCCUCUGCUGCUAGAAGCCAGCGAGUUCCUGGCAGAGGAGAGCCAGGAGAAGUUCUGGGACUUUGUGGAAGCCAAUCAAAACAUAGAAGGAGAGCACGAUGACACAGAUCAGGCCUACUAUGACCUAAUCGUGAAGAGAGCCAGUGCUUUGCUCAGCUCCGUCCAGUUGAACAUGCUGAAGUUUGCCCUCUCUCUGAGAGCCUACUCUGCAACUGUACACUCCCUCCAACAGAUCGCUUCCACUGAACCGCCUCCCUCCGGCUGCUCGGCUUUUUUCAGUGUCCAUGGACAAAAAACAUGUGAUGCAGAAAGCUUAGCAACGCUACUGAAAACUGCUGCUCAGAGGCCGAAACCAUACCUUUUCAAAGGCGAUCAUAAAUACCCAGGGUCAAAUCCAAACGCUCCCGUCGUCAUUCUCUAUGGCGAGAUAGGGAAACCAGAUUUCCAGAGGCUUCACCAAGCUGUUUUAUCCAAAGUCCACGAAGGCUCAGUGACUUAUGUGCUCCGCCACUUCCUGGCACAUUCAAAUGGAAAGAAGGUGUACCUGUCUGGUUAUGGAGUGGAGCUGGCCAUUAAAAACCAAGAGUACAAGGCAAAGGACGACACACAAGUCCAAGGGGCGGAGGUGAAUGCUACAGUGAUCGGGGAGAAUGAUCCAGUGGACGAGGUCCAGGGAUUCCUCUUUGGCAAACUCAAGACCCUCUACCCAGAGCUGAAGGAACAGUUAAAAGAGUUGAGGAAGCAUUUAGUGGAAAGCACCAAUGAAAUGGCUCCGCUGAAAGUCUGGCAGAUGCAAGAUCUGAGUUUCCAGACAGCAGCGCGCAUCCUCGCUGCUCCCGCUGCUGAAGCCCUCAGUGUCAUGAAAGACCUCAGUCAAAACUUCCCCACCAAAGCCAGGUCCAUCACUAAAACAGUGGUCAGCUCUGACAUCCGCAAAGAGAUUGGCGAGAACCAAAAGUUUUUCAAAGGAACUCUGGGGUUGCAGCCGGGGGACUCGGCCCUGUUCAUCAACGGGCUGCACAUAGAUCUGGACACACAAGACAUCUUCAGUGUGUUCGAGGUGCUGCGCAGCGAGGCCAGGGUGAUGGAGGGUCUGCGCUCUUUGCUAAUCGAGACGCCCUACAUUCACAACAUCCUGAAGCUCAACGUCCAGCCGUCCGACUCUGACUACGCAGUCGACAUCCGCAACUCCGCCAUCAGCUGGAUUAACAACUUGGAGACCGACCACAGGUACAGCUCGUGGCCCUACAACGUGCAGGAGCUGCUCAGACCAACUUUCCCCGGAGUCAUCAGGCAGAUCCGCAAGAACUUUCACAAUCUGGUGAUUAUUCUGGACCCCGCGCAGGAGAACUCUGCCGAACUGUUGAGCGUUGCAGAGAUGUUUUACGCUAACAACAUCCCCCUCAGGAUCGGCUUGGUGUUCGUGGUGUCGGAUGAAGAUGACAUAGACGGCAUGCAGGACGCCGGGGUGGCGCUCGUCCGAGCCUACAACUACAUCAGCGACGAGGUGGACAGUCAGAGCGCCUUUGAGGCCGUUAUCUCGAUGUUUAACCGCGUGGCACCUGGCAGCAAGCUGAGUGUUGGAGAUGUAGUGAAGGUUCUGGAGAAGAGGUUUCCCUACGUGGAGGUCAGCAGCGUCCUCGGAGCCGACUCGAGCUACGACAGCAACAGGAAGGAGGGCCGGGCGUACUACGAGCAGACAGGAGUGGGCCCGCUGCCCGUGGUCAUGUACAACGGCAUACCCUACCAGCGCGAACAGCUGGACCCGGACGAGCUGGAGACGGUCACCAUGCAGAAGAUCCUGGAGACCACCACCUUCUACCAGAGAGCCGUCUACCUGGGUGAGCUGGCUACGGACCACGACGUCGUUGACUUCAUCAUGAACCAGCCCAGCGUCGUCCCUCGUAUCAACGCCAGGGUGCUCUCCACCAGCAGAACAUACCUGGACCUGUCUGACACCAACAACCACUUCGUGGAUGAUUACGCUCGCUUCUCGACCCUGGACACGAAGGAGAAGAGCACGGCUGUGGCCAACAGCAUGACCUACAUGACUAAGAAAGGGAUGACCACCACCAACAGGCAUGAUGAAGGCUACAUCCGCCCCGUGACUUUCUGGGUGGUCGGAGACUUUGACAAACCCUCGGGACGCCAGCUCCUUUACGACGCCAUCAGGCACAUGAAAACCAGCAACAACGUCCGACUUGGGAUGAUCAACAACCCGUCCUCUGACAUCUCUGCUGACACGAGCAGAGUGGCCCGAGCAAUCUGGGCCACCACGCAGACGCAGUCCGCCAAUAACGCCAAGAACUUCAUCACCAAGCUGGCUAAGGAGGACACCGCCACGGCCCUGGAGAAAGGCGCAGACAUCGGGGACUUCGCUGUCGGGGGUAUGGAUUUGUCAUUGUUCAGAAGUGCGUAUGAGGGUCCCAAAUUUGACUUCCUGCUCUCCCACGCUGCCUACUGCAGAGAUGUGCUCAAACUGAAAAGAGGACAGAGAGCGGUUAUCAGCAACGGAAGAAUCAUAGGUCCACUGGAGGAGGAGGAAGUGUUUAAUCAGGACGACUUCCUGCUUCUGGAGAGCAUCAUCCUGAAAACAUCUGGAGAGCGCAUCAAAAGCAAAGUCCAGGAGCUUGGAAUUGAGGAGGACAGAGCCAGCGACCUCGUGAUGAAGGUGGACUCUCUGCUCUCGUCUCAACCCAAAGGAGAACCUCGGAUGGAGUACGGAUUUGCAGAUGACCGCCACAGUGCUGUGAAAAUCCGGCCCAAGGAGGGCGACGUGUACUUUGAUGUUGUUGCCGUGGUGGAUCCGGUAACCAGGGACGCACAGAAGCUAGCUCCUCUACUUUUGGUUCUGAAGCAGCUGGUAAACGUCAACUUGCGCGUCUUCAUGAACUGUCAGUCCAAACUGUCAGAGAUGCCUCUGAAGAGCUUUUACCGCUACGUGUUGGAGCCGGAGGUGGUGUUCCAGGCCGACGGCAGCUUCUCUCCGGGGCCCCUGGCCAAGUUCCUGGACAUGCCUCAGUCUCCGCUCUUCACCCUGAACCUCAACACCCCCGAGAGCUGGAUGGUGGAGUCUGUGCACACCCGCUACGACCUGGACAACAUCUACUUGGAGGAGGUGGAGAAUAUUGUUGCUGCCGAGUACGAGUUGGAGCAUCUUCUACUGGAAGGCCACUGUUUUGACGUGAGCUCCGGUCAGCCGCCGCGCGGCCUCCAGUUCACCCUGGGAACCGCCUCCGAUCCCGUCCUUGUGGACACCAUCGUCAUGGCAAACUUGGGUUACUUCCAGCUCAAGGCCAAUCCCGGCGCCUGGAUCCUGAAGCUGAGGAAAGGACGCUCGGAUGACAUCUACAAAAUUUACAGCCACGACGGCACAGACUCUCCUGCCGACUCUGACGACGUCGUAGUCGUGCUGAACAAUUUCAAGAGCAGAAUCAUUAAAGUGAAGGUCCAGAAGAAGCCGGACAAGUUCAACGAGGAGCUACUGAGCGACGGGACCGAAGAAAAUGACAGCGGUUUCUGGAACUCUCUGACCAGAGGUUUCACAGGCACCGGGAAAACCGAGGAGCCAAAGCAGGAGAAAGACGAUGUGAUCAAUAUCUUCUCUGUGGCCUCGGGGCAUCUGUACGAGAGGUUCCUCAGGAUCAUGAUGCUGUCGGUUCUGAAAAACACCAAAACACCCGUCAAGUUCUGGUUCCUCAAGAACUACCUGUCCCCGGCCUUCAAGGAGUUCAUCCCCCACAUGGCGAAGGAGUACGGCUUCCAGUACGAGCUGGUCCAGUACAAGUGGCCCCGCUGGUUGCACCAACAGACGGAGAAGCAGAGGAUCAUCUGGGGCUACAAGAUCCUCUUCCUGGACGUGCUGUUCCCCCUCGCCGUCGACAAGAUCCUGUUCGUGGACGCUGACCAGAUUGUGCGCACAGACCUGAAGGAGCUGCGGGACUUCGACCUGGAAGGCGCUCCGUACGGUUACACUCCGUUCUGCGAGAGCCGGAGGGAGAUGGACGGAUACCGCUUCUGGAAGUCCGGAUACUGGGCGAGCCACCUCGCUGGGCGCAAAUACCACAUCAGCGCUCUGUACGUGGUCGACCUGAAGAAGUUCAGGAAAAUAGCUGCAGGGGACAGACUCAGAGGACAGUACCAGGGGCUCAGCCAAGACCCUAACAGCCUCUCCAACCUCGACCAGGAUCUUCCCAACAACAUGAUCCACCAGGUGCCUAUAAAGUCUCUGCCUCAGGAGUGGCUGUGGUGUGAGACCUGGUGCGACGACAGCACCAAGAAGAGCGCAAAGACGAUAGAUCUGUGUAACAACCCCAUGACGAAGGAGCCCAAGCUGCAGGCUGCGGUGAGGAUCGUGGCCGAGUGGACCGACUACGACCAGGAGAUUAAACGCCUGCAGACCAGACUCCAGGGCGAAGCGAAACACAGCAUAAAGGCAAAGGAAGGCGAAGAUCCUCACACAGAGUUGUGAGGAUUGCAGCAAAGCUGGACUCUGUUUAAAGAGUCUCCUUCUCGAAAAGAGGCUCCUGUCGCGCCUCCAGGACUGCUGACCACAAACCAGUGAUAAAUGGGUGAUCUGUUUUUUUUGUUUGUUUGUUUUGUUUUAUAAGGGUUUAGUGUACGUGUGUGCGUGCAGUGCAAGCGGUGAGAAUGUGCUGUUGUGAAUCGUGAUUUAAAUUUUUUUUUUGGAUGUUACGUUGCACUGAUUGGGAUUCUGGUUGUGGGGUGUGGGGAAGGACUUUGGAUGCAUCUGGUGGUGGGAAGAUGAUCUGCUCACACACCGGAAGGAAAAUGUUUGAUGCUGUUUGACCUUCAUCUGGAUUGUUAAAGGUUAAUAUGAAGGUUUGAAAAAAAAAAAAAAUCAGACGAAUUUGCUACAUGUUUGAUGCCCCAACAAGACUUUUAAGGGAAUGUGUCUAAAUUUAUAAAACACAGUUUAUGAAAAACAAAAUCAGCAGGUUUGAUUGAUAUUACUGUGACUCUCAGGUAAAAAAUAAAACAUGUGUGAGUUGCAGCGUAAAGCAGAAGAGGAGAAAGUUGAGUGUACUGUUAAGGGAACAGCAGCCAUGACAGUUAGCUGGAAAAAAAAAAUACAUAUAUUUUUUUGUUUCUUGGUACCAUCCACGGAUUUGUUGUCACCUUCUUGUUUUGGCUGUCGGAUAUUUUUGUUAAAUAAAAAUCCCCAAUGAA
Messenger RNA from Mugil cephalus (flathead mullet), 5366 nucleotides. It is a transcript of the gene uggt1, whose product is annotated as UDP-glucose glycoprotein glucosyltransferase 1. The record is from RefSeq and is a predicted model, not a curated record. Gene Ontology annotation, cellular component: endoplasmic reticulum. Gene Ontology annotation, molecular function: UDP-glucose:glycoprotein glucosyltransferase activity. The transcript has 41 exons. NCBI's taxonomy places the organism in Eukaryota, Metazoa, Chordata, Actinopteri, Mugiliformes, Mugilidae. Bases 34 to 4647 code for a protein of 1537 amino acids.